Messenger RNA from Maylandia zebra (zebra mbuna), 522 nucleotides. Lineage: Eukaryota; Metazoa; Chordata; Actinopteri; Cichliformes; Cichlidae. The record is from RefSeq and is a predicted model, not a curated record.
GCUUGACGCGGUGGGACAAAUGAAGUUCAUAGUCCACAGCUGGUGAUGGCGGAUGUUGAAAAAGAGAGCAUGAAGAAUUACCACAUAGCUUCGGAGAAAAUUAACCCGGAGGCCAGUCGCUAUCCUUACUGUAUAGUGUGGACACCUAUCCCCGUGUUAUCAUGGCUGUUUCCCUUCAUUGGUCACAUGGGUAUCUGUACUUCCACUGGAGUCAUCCGGGACUUUGCUGGGCCUUACUUUGUUUCAGAGGACAACAUGGCUUUUGGACAACCAACAAAAUACUGGAUGCUUGAUGUAAGCAAGGUUUACGCCAGCGGCUCCAAUGCCUGGGACACAGCCGUGCAUGACGCUUCAGAGGAGUAUAAACACAGGAUGCACAACCUAUGCUGUGAUAACUGCCACUCGCAUGUCGCAAUGGCUCUGAAUCUGAUGCGAUAUGAAAACAGCACCUCGUGGAACAUGAUCAACCUCUGCCUCCUCGCUCUCAUCCACGGAAAGCAUGUGAGCUGUGCAGGCUUCUGA